Molecule: messenger RNA, 1897 nt
Organism: Megalops cyprinoides (Indo-Pacific tarpon)
Lineage: Eukaryota; Metazoa; Chordata; Actinopteri; Elopiformes; Megalopidae
Gene: dcun1d3
Product: defective in cullin neddylation 1 domain containing 3
Exons: 5
Coding region: 836-1783 (315 amino acids)
Biological process (GO): protein neddylation; positive regulation of ubiquitin-protein transferase activity
Cellular component (GO): ubiquitin ligase complex
Molecular function (GO): ubiquitin conjugating enzyme binding; ubiquitin-like protein binding; cullin family protein binding
Source: RefSeq, a predicted model, not a curated record
AGCAAUCGACUCUGUGCUGCAGGAAGUGAUGCAGGGAAAAUUCCCAUUAAUAUCCACUCAAUAAAGGCAGAGAAAAGGGGAGAGAGAGGGAGAAAACAUAAAGAAACUCUAUUCGCCGUCAGCUUUCUGGAUGUUAUACUUGGACAUCUAAAACGAAAGAGAGAGCCCACAUUGUGAGGGAGUGGUGCCGCUCAAUCAGAGUUCUUCUGCUUCCAGCACUUUUCACACAGGCAGCACAAGCGUUUGGCAACAUGAUAUCGCUGUGACUGGCACUCUGGCGGCCCCCCAGAGUUGCUGACAAGGCUGCGCCGAAUCCUUUUGCACUGAGGCUCUGAAGCUGGGAGUCACACUGCGAGCGUUGGGUGCUGGAGCCAAGAGGACGAGUGGCAAGCACUGCUGCCAUGGCAGAGCGGCCCUCAGAGAGAGCGAGCGAGAGAGAGAGAAGGAGAGCAGCAGAGCGCUUCUGAGCUCCCCAGUGGAGCGCUGUAAUUAACUGGCCUCCUUAGGUGAGGUCUCAGCAAUGGAUCAUGCUGCCGAAGGGCUGCAUCAGAGACUCUGACCUUUCGGCUCUCACAAAGGCCAAAUGAUUACAGCAAAACCAUAUUUGUCACAUCCGUUUCCCAUUCCCAGUUUUCUCUGUGUGUUACGGAUGCCAGGCUCACCACAGUGGAGUGUGGGAAUGACUCCUCCUGUCCUCACAACCAAUGUGUUUUGAGACACUUCUGACCUGAUGGCAUGUUAAAGGGCGUGGCUGGGCGAGGAGGCAGAGCCAGCCGGGCCUGAAGAACGGAGUGGGGGGAGGGGAGGAGGACGACCAGGGCUGAGAGAGAGAGACAUGGGCCAGUGCGUCACCAAGUGCAAGAACCCAUCAUCCUCGCUCGGCAGCAAGAGUGGAGACAAGGAUCCAGGGAGCAAGUCCCAUCACAAGAAGGGGGGAGGCGGCGGCGGAGGAGGUGGAGGCAGCAAGGAGGAGCCAGGCCCGGUGAGCGGGAAGGCCUCCAGUGACCUGCUGGCCAACGGCACCAAGACGAUGGAGGUGACAGCAGAGACGCCGGUGAUCCCGGCACUUGCGGCAGAAGCGCGCAAAGACGAGCUGAUGGCCAACGGCGAGGAGUUUUCCCUGCUCCGCAUCGAGGAGCUCUUCAGCUGCUACAAGGACGAGCAGGACGACGCCAUCCUGGAGGAGGGCAUGGAGCGCUUCUGCAACGACCUGUGCGUGGACCCCGCUGAGUUCCGCGUGCUCCUGCUGGCCUGGAAGUUCCAGGCUGCAACCAUGUGCAAGUUUACAAGAAAGGAGUUUGUAGAGGGCUGUAAGGCCAUCAAAGCAGACAGUUUGGAGGGCAUCUGCGCACGUUUCCCCUGCAUGCUGCUGGAGGCCCAGGUGGAAGAAAAGUUCAAGGACCUGUAUCGCUUCACCUUCCAGUUUGGCCUGGAUUCAGAGGAGGGCCAGCGGUCACUGCACAGGGACAUCGCCAUCGCCUUGUGGCGCCUGGUGUUCACACAGGACACGCCCGCCAUCCUGGAGUGCUGGCUGGACUUCCUGACUGAGAACCCGUCUGGGGUGAAGGGCAUCUCGCGAGACACGUGGAACAUGUUCCUCAAUUUCACUCAGGUGAUCGGGCCUGACCUCAGCAACUACAGCGAGGACGAGGCCUGGCCCAGCCUCUUUGACACCUUCGUGGAGUGGGAAAUGGAGCGCAGGAAAAAAGAGGAGGAGAGGAGAUGUACUGAGCCCCCCAGCACAGAGACACCAGAGACAGAAGAGGGAGAAGGAGGAUCAUAAAACAGGAGCGGCCACUGACUGAGCAGUUGGGGGUAUCAGUGGAGGGACACAAACAGUAGAUUCUGCAUCUGUGAAUCAUUGGAUGAAAAUCAAUAGUUAUUGUUACCAUUAUUA